Molecule: messenger RNA, 1292 nt
Organism: Blepharisma stoltei
Lineage: Eukaryota; Ciliophora; Heterotrichea; Heterotrichida; Blepharismidae
Source: the annotation of a GenBank genome assembly
AUGGUGGCUAGUCUUUUAGUUUUAGCCCUGGCAUCAAUGUCAGCAGCUACUUUCAUCAAUGUCCUAAAUGAUACUUUCCAAGAUCUCAGCAACUGGAAAAUGAUGGUUAGGUACAGCGUGAACUCAGGAAAUAAGAUUGAGAUUAGGAUUUAUAUGGCCAUAAGCAGGGCCCCCACUAGCUGGACUACCUUUAAUUCAGGAGAGGUGGCCUACACUGGGUGCGUAUACAUUAAAAUCAAAAAAGGUGUGAGGCCUGGGCCAAAAUUCCACCCUCUUGAAUUUUCUGGCUUAACUCAUCUAAACUAAGAAUCGACUCCAUAGAUUAUAGCCACCUCUUGCAGUUGCCUCGCCUGCCCCGAUAAGCAAGACUAAGUGGAGGCAAAACCUUUCUAGUCUAUCUGGUAGAGACAGGGAAACCUUAGGGAGGAGCAAAACUUCCCUUUCGGCAUCCCCAACCCUAAGGCUUGUAAAAAGUGACAGAGACUGUUUUCUACUUUACCACGAUGGUUUCUACCUGUCCAUAGGAAAUCUAUCUUCUUCCAGCACCACCAUUUUAUUUCUUCAGGAAUAAGGAAUGGCAAUAUUAUACAAACAGAUCAAAUAAUGUUUACAUUACCCAAGUAAACGGCCAAAAUGCGCUUAUUCUUAAAGCAAUCCAGGAAAAUUACCUAGGCGCCAAUUUCACCUCUGGAAGAGUUUAUUCUGCGAGCUCAUGGGGUCCAUAUGGAUUUUUCAACGUAAAAGCAAUCGUGCCUAAAGGAAAUGGCAUAUGGCCUGCAAUUUGGCUCCUCCCACCAAACUCACGUAGCAUAUAUGGAAAUUGGGCUGCUUGUGGAGAAAUUGACAUUAUGGAGACAAUAUGCACAAACACUGCUGGAUACGCCACUUUACAUUUUGGAGGAGAAUCGCCUAACACUGCUUCGGCUCCCUCGAAUAAUACAUAUCCAUUUAUAGCUGACUGAAGUAAUGCGCACUGGUAUGGGGUUGACUGGCAGCCUACUUAUAUGAGUUUCUGGUAUGACGCUCAAAUAGUAAAUGGAGUUAUAACUGGAGGCAAUUUGAUAAGCAGCAUUUCUUCAAGCAGCUGGUAUUCUGUGAAUACGACUACUGGGCAAAGAUACCCAGGAAAUGCGCCGUUUGAUACACCUUUUAAUAUUGUUCUUAAUGUGGCUGUUGGUGGAACCUGGCCUUGCUCGAGACCUGGAUGCUGCAGCAAUAUAGCUGCGCCAGCUCAAAUGACUGUUUUUAACGUACAGGUUUGGCAAAAUGCGCAGUCAGAAGACCAACUUUAA